This is a messenger RNA of Lethenteron reissneri (Far Eastern brook lamprey), 1940 nucleotides long. Its product is annotated as succinate--CoA ligase [ADP-forming] subunit beta, mitochondrial-like. Gene Ontology annotation, biological process: succinyl-CoA metabolic process; tricarboxylic acid cycle. Gene Ontology annotation, cellular component: mitochondrion; succinate-CoA ligase complex. Gene Ontology annotation, molecular function: succinate-CoA ligase (ADP-forming) activity; ATP binding; metal ion binding. NCBI's taxonomy places the organism in Eukaryota, Metazoa, Chordata, Hyperoartia, Petromyzontiformes, Petromyzontidae. The record is from RefSeq and is a predicted model, not a curated record.
ACCAAAUCGAGAAGAUCGCCUUGAGAAUCACCACAAAAACGCGCUACUCCCACAAGCCUCCAGCCCUUGAAGAUGGCGGCCGCCGUGCUGAGGCAGGUCGCGACUUGCGUUGCCGGCAGAGGAGCGUUUCAAAGUGGCGCUAAGGUCAUGGGGGCGCCCAUCCUGCAUCAGCAGCCGCAUCAGCCGCAGCAGCGGCGGCAGCUGUCCCUGCACGAGUACAUGAGCAUGGAGCUGCUGCAGGAGGCCGGGGUCAAGGUGCCCAAGGGCACGGUGGCCACCUCCGUCGAGGAGGCCUACAAGGUGGCCAAGGGCAUGGGCUCCACAGACCUGGUGGUGAAGGCCCAGGUGCUAGCCGGGGGACGAGGAAAGGGAGUGUUUGAAGGUGGCCUUCGUGGGGGGGUCAAGAUCGUCUACUCGCCCGAGGAAGCGCGGGACCUGGCGAGCCGCAUGCUCGGCAAGAAGCUGUACACGAAGCAGACGGGCGAGAAGGGGCGCAUCUGUAACCACGUGUUCAUCUGCGAGCGCCGUUACCCGCGCCGCGAGUACUACUUCGCCAUCGCACUCGAGAGAGCCUUCCAGGGCCCGGUGAUCAUCGGCAGCUCCCACGGCGGCGUCAACAUCGAGGACGUCGCGGCCGAGAACCCCGACGCCAUCGUCAAGGAGCCCAUCGACAUCAUGGAGGGCAUCAACCACGAGCAGGCCCUGCGGGUGGCUCAGAAGAUCGGCUUCCCCGACGAGCUUUGUAACGACGCGGCCGAGCUCAUGAUGAAGCUGUACGGCGUGUUCAUGAAGUAUGACGCCAGCAUGAUCGAGAUCAACCCCAUGGUGGAGGACUCGUCCGGAGCAGUCAUGUGCAUGGACGCGAAGAUCAACUUUGACGCCAACGCGGCGUACCGUCAGGAGCGCGUCUUCUCGAUGCGCGACUGGAGCCAGGAGGACGCACGUGACGUGCAGGCGGCGCAAGCCAACCUCAACUACAUCGGCCUCGACGGAAACAUCGGCUGCCUGGUGAACGGCGCUGGCCUGGCCAUGGCCACGAUGGACAUCAUCAAGCUGCACGGCGGGCUGCCCGCCAACUUCCUCGACGUGGGUGGCGGGGCCACGGCGCAGCAGGUGACGGAGGCCUUCAAGCUCAUCACCUCCGACUCCAAGGUCCAGGCCAUUCUGGUGAACAUCUUUGGCGGGAUCAUGCGCUGCGACAUCAUCGCUCAGGGCAUCAUCGCCGCGGCGAAGGAGCUCAACCUGCGAGUGCCAAUCGUCGUUCGCUUGCAAGGAACUCAAGUGGACGACGCCAAGGCGAUCAUUGCGGCGAGCAGCCUGAAGAUCCUGGCAUGCGACGACUUGGACGAAGCUGCUAAAAUGGUUGUCAAGCUGUCCGAGAUCGUGUCCAUCGCCAGACAAGCCAAUGUGGAUGUAAAUUUCCAGCUGCCUCUGUAAACCGGACGGCGCGGUUUAACAUUUAAACCUGCCCGGCACAGCUUGUUAAGACAAGCCUCCCCUGACCACUCGUUUGUAUUUAUUUCGCUCUCCGCGAUAAUCCUUUGGGGGUCCUAAGGUGAAACGUAAAACACAUUUCUGCGGUCUGCAAUGGAUUUCAUUAGACGUGGUUUUUCCCCCCCUUCCGGGUGGGUGCUCAAACGGGGAAAUAAAAUCAAACGUAACCACAGGCAAAGUAGCUGCUCUCGCCCCGCACAAGUUAUUGCACGCUCUUGUGAAUUCAGUUUUUUUCUCCCUGCCAAGCCAUGUCAUUCGUGAGUUAGAUACUGUAUGCGCAAGGCUCUCCCCCCCCCCCCAACGUUAAGACACUUUGUUGUGCUUGAAGAGAAUGAACAAUGCCGCUGUGUGUUUGUUUGUGGUGUUGGGCCAAGGUUGUCGCCCCCUUUGAUGGAAAAUGUGACUUGAAACAAGGAAACGUUCAAACCAUAAAGUUGUGGCUCACC